AUGUUUGGUCCCCUAGGUCCGUCGCUGGCGCCUCAGAUUAGGGCUUCACGCUCCUUGACCAAAUGGCUGAAGCCGUUUGCUACGUGGUAUGCCAACUUGGCUGGGUACCGCCAAUUGGGCUUCAAAUAUGAUGACCUUCUCGUCGAAGAGCGUCCGGACGUUCAGCGGGCAUUGUCUCGUUUGACCCCUCAGCAAGGCUACGACCGUAUUUUCCGUAUCAAACGUGCUUCUCAGGCCAGCGUCGUGCACAAGCCAUUGCCGAAGGAUCAGUGGAUAAAGCCAGAAGAGGAUAUUCGUUACUUGAAGCCUCAUGUAGUAGAAGUUGCCAAGGAGGACUCGGAGAGGCAAGCUUGGGACCACAUCGUUGUCGCCAAGAAGUAG
Molecule: messenger RNA, 381 nt
Organism: Pleurotus ostreatus (oyster mushroom)
Lineage: Eukaryota; Fungi; Basidiomycota; Agaricomycetes; Agaricales; Pleurotaceae
Gene: QCR7
Product: Cytochrome b-c1 complex subunit 7
Exons: 4
Coding region: 1-381 (126 amino acids)
Biological process (GO): mitochondrial electron transport, ubiquinol to cytochrome c
Source: RefSeq, a predicted model, not a curated record